This is a messenger RNA of Aspergillus melleus, 1047 nucleotides long. Its product is annotated as DUF92 domain-containing protein. The coding region runs from base 1 to 1047 and encodes 348 amino acids. Gene Ontology annotation, cellular component: membrane. The record is from RefSeq and is a predicted model, not a curated record. NCBI's taxonomy places the organism in Eukaryota, Fungi, Ascomycota, Eurotiomycetes, Eurotiales, Aspergillaceae. The transcript has 4 exons.
AUGAAGCCCAUCAUUGCUAUCCCGGCCAUCUUGGCACUCGUCUAUCGUGCCUGGUCCCGGAAAUCACUGACCCCGCUCGGCCUUGUCGCCGCGGGCCUAACCGCCAGCGCCCACGCCGUUCAUCCCUGGUCAGUUCCGUUCGCCUUGCUGGGCGUAUUCUAUCUGGGAGGGACGAAGGUGACGAAGGUAAAACAUGACGUCAAAGCUCGUCUCACGCUCUCUGCCUCCGGCUCGGAUGGCGGCGAGGGCCAACGCACUCAUGUCCAGGUUCUUGCCAAUUCCAUCGUGGCUUCUGUGCUCGCCCUCCUACAUACUCGCGCGCUCGCUGUAUCCGGCCUCGAUACCGGCUGCUUUUCGAAUGGUGGCCAUGCGGCGGAUCUACUGGUUGUCGGAAUCGUAGCUAACUACGCCGCCGUAGCCGCCGACACCUUCUCCUCCGAACUCGGAAUCCUCUCCAAAUCGAAACCGCGCCUCAUCACCUCUCCAACUCUCCGUGUCGUUCCCCCGGGUACCAAUGGCGGCGUGACAGGAACGGGUCUCCUGGCCGGUGCGUUAGGAGCGUUCACCGUCGCGGCUACAUCCGCAUGGUUACUUCCUUUCUGCUCGUCGGGUGACGCCUCGGGAUUGGAUCUGAUCUCGAGGGCGCAGUGGAUUCUAGGUUUCACGGCGUGGGGUACGCUUGGUAGCGUGUUGGAUAGUUUUCUGGGCGGGAUGUUGCAGGCUAGUGUUGUUGAUAAGAGAACCGGGAAGGUAGUUGAAGGGACGGGUGGGAAGAAGGUUCUUAUCACGCCCAGCGGAGUGGCUGGAACUUCUGCCUCCAGCUCCGUGUCCACUGCCACAGAAACAGAGACCACGCGGCACCGGAAAUCAGCGGCUGAGGAUGCUAACUCUGUCGACUCGCGACAGGAGAGUCGCCGUGUCGAAAGCGGAUGGGAUAUCCUAGAUAACAAUGCCGUGAAUUUGCUCAUGGCUGCGAUCAUGAGCGUGGGCGGCAUGGGUGUUGCCAGUUGGGUGUGGGGAUUGUCGGUUGGAGAUAUUAGGCUUUGA